Molecule: messenger RNA, 1386 nt
Organism: Apiotrichum porosum
Lineage: Eukaryota; Fungi; Basidiomycota; Tremellomycetes; Trichosporonales; Trichosporonaceae
Gene: RVB2
Product: RuvB-like protein 2
Exons: 6
Coding region: 1-1386 (461 amino acids)
Biological process (GO): box C/D snoRNP assembly; chromatin remodeling; regulation of transcription by RNA polymerase II
Cellular component (GO): Swr1 complex; Ino80 complex; R2TP complex
Molecular function (GO): ATP binding; DNA helicase activity; ATP hydrolysis activity
Source: RefSeq, a predicted model, not a curated record
AUGAAGGACGUGACGAAGAUGGAGCGCAUCGGCCCCCACUCGCACAUCCACGGCCUCGGCCUCGACGCCAACCUGGAGCCUCGCGGCAACUCACAGGGAAUGAUCGGACAAGGCAAGGCGCGCAAGGCUGCCGGUGUCAUCCUCAAGAUGGUCCAAGAGGGCCGCAUUGCGGGUCGCGCUAUUUUGAUCGCCGGCCCUCCUUCUACCGGCAAGACUGCCAUUGCCAUGGGUAUGGCUCAGACUCUUGGCUCGGAUGUUCCCUUUGUCAACCUCGUUGGCUCGGAGGUCUUCUCACUCGAGAUGUCCAAGACCGAGGCUCUUACUCAGGCCUUCCGCCGUGCCAUUGGUGUGCGCAUCAAGGAGGAGACGGAGCUCAUUGAGGGCGAGGUCGUUGAGAUCCAGGUUGACCGCAGUGUCACUGGCGCUACCAAGACUGGCCGCUUGACGCUCAAGACGACCGACAUGGAGACGGUGUACGACCUUGGUUCGAAGAUGAUCGACCAGCUGCAAAAGGAGAAGGUGCUUGCCGGUGACGUUAUCAGCAUCGACAAGACCAGCGGAAGGAUAUCAAAGUUGGGCCGCAGCUUUGGUAGGGCAAAGGACUAUGACGCCAUGGGUGCCGACACUCGCUUCGUUGCGUGCCCGGAUGGAGAGCUGCAGACGCGCAAGGAGGUGGUCCACACCGUCUCGCUGCACGAGAUCGACGUCAUCAACUCGAGGACGCAAGGCUUCCUUGCCCUGUUCGCGGGCGACACGGGCGAGAUCAAGCCCGAGCUGCGUGACCAGAUCAAUGAGAAGGUCGCCGAGUGGCGUGAGGAGGGCAAGGCCGAGAUUGUCCCUGGUGUCCUCUUCAUUGACGAGGUGCACAUGCUGGACAUUGAGUGUUUCUCCUUCCUGAACCGCGCGCUGGAAAGCGAGAUGGCUCCCUUGGUCGUCAUGGCCUCCAACCGUGGCAUCACCCGGAUACGCGGCACCAAGUACAAGUCGCCCCACGGUAUCCCUGGCGACCUUCUCGACCGCAUGCUCAUCAUCAGCACCUCCAAGUACUCGGAGGACGAGAUCAAGGAGAUUGUCAAGAUCCGCGGCGACGAGGAGGACGUCAAGCUGGGUCCCGAUUCGCUCGAGUUGCUCGCCACGAUGGGCGGCCAGACCUCGCUGCGUUACGCCCUCAACCUCAUUGCUCCAUCGCAGCAGAUUGCCAUCCGCCGCAAGAACACGCAGGUCGAGGUGGACGACAUUCGUCUCGCCUACAAGUACUUCCUUGACGUGGACCGCUCGGCCUCGUACGCACGUGAGACUAGCGGCAUGAUGUUUGGCGAGGAGGAGGAUGUGGUCACUGUGACGACCGCGCAGAACGGGAGCAUGGCGAUGGACACGUCGGCGUAG